AUACUGAGGACCCAGUUGCGUAUUGUCUAGCUGAUAUAACACAGACCACAAAUGAUGGUAUGGACAGUGCAGUGGUGACGUGGACAGCUCCAACAGCAACUGAUAACUCAGGCAUAGUAAACAUGACUUUCGAAUCUCACGAAUCAAAUAGUAGCUUUGAAAUUGGUACCACAACUGUAACCUAUAUAUUUGAAGAUUCCAGUUUAAACAAUGUGUCGUGUAUAUUCGAUGUCAUUGUCAUUGAUAAUGAAGACCCAGUUGCGCACUGUCCAGCUGAUAUAACACAUACCACAGAUGAUGGUAUGGACAGUGCAGUGGUAACGUGGACAGUUCCAAUAGCAACUGAUAACUCAGGCAUAGUAAACAUGACUUUCGAAUCUCACGAAUCAAAUAGCAGCUUUGAAAUUGGUACCACAACUGUAAACUAUAUAUUUGAAGAUUCCAGUUUAAACAAUGUGUCGUGUACAUUCAAUGUCAUUGUCAUUGAUAAUGAGGACCCGGUUGCGUAUUGUCCAGCUGAUAUAACACAUACCACAGAUGUUGGUAUGGACAGUGCAGUGGUAACGUGGACUGCACCAAUAGCAACUGAUAACUCAGGCAUAGUAAACAUGACUUUAGAAUCUCACGAAUCAAAUAGCAGCUUUGAAAUUGGUACCACAACUGUAACCUAUAUAUUUGAAGAUUCCAGUUUAAACAAUGUGUCGUGUACAUUCAAUGUCAUUGUCAUUGAUACUGAGGACCCAGUUGCGUAUUGUCUAGCUGAUAUAACACAGACCACAAAUGAUGGUAUGGACAGUGCAGUGGUGACGUGGACAGCUCCAACAGCAACUGAUAACUCAGGCAUAGUAAACAUGACUUUCGAAUCUCACGAAUCAAAUAGUAGCUUUGAAAUUGGUACCACAACUGUAACCUAUAUAUUUGAAGAUUCCAGUUUAAACAAUGUGUCGUGUAUAUUCGAUGUCAUUGUCAUUGAUGAUGGUAUGGACAGUGCAGUGGUAACGUGGACUGCUCCAAUAGCAACUGAUAACUCACGCAUAGUAAACAUGACUUUCGAAUCUCACGAAUCAAAUAGUAGCUUUGAAAUUGGUACCACAACUGUAACCUAUAUAUUUGAAGAUUCCAGUUUAAACAAUGUGUCGUGUACAUUCAAUGUCAUUGUCAUUGAUAAUGAGGACCCGGUUGCGUAUUGUCCAGCUGAUAUAACACAUACCACAGAUGAUGGUAUGGACAGUACAGUGGUAACGUGGACUGCUCCAAUAGCAACUGAUAACUCAGGCAUAGUAAACAUGACUUUCGAAUCUCACGAAUCAAAUAGUAUCUUUGAAAUUGGUACCACAACUGUAACCUAUAUAUUUGAAGAUUCCAGUUUAAACAAUGUGUCGUGUACAUUCAAUGUCAUUGUCAUUGAUACUGAGGACCCAGUUGCGUAUUGUCCAGCUGAUAUAACACAUACCACAAAUGAUGGUAUGGACAGUGCAGUGGUAACGUGGACUGCUCCAAUAGCAACUGAUAACUCAGGCAUAGUAAACAUGACUUUCGAAUCUCACGAAUCAAAUAGUAGCUUUGAAAUUGGUACCACAACUGUAACCUAUAUAUUUGAAGAUUCCAGUUUAAACAAUGUGUCGUGUAUAUUCGAUGUCAUUGUCAUUGAUAAUGAAGACCCAGUUGCGCACUGUCCAGCUGAUAUAACACAUACCACAGAUGAUGGUAUGGACAGUGCAGUGGUAACGUGGACAGUUCCAAUAGCAACUGAUAACUCAGGCAUAGUAAACAUGACUUUCGAAUCUCACGAAUCAAAUAGCAGCUUUGAAAUUGGUACCACAACUGUAAACUAUAUAUUUGAAGAUUCCAGUUUAAACAAUGUGUCGUGUACAUUCAAUGUCAUUGUCAUUGCUGAUAUAACACAUACCACAGAUGUUGGUAUGGACAGUGCAGUGGUAACGUGGACUGCACCAAUAGCAACUGAUAACGCAGGCAUAGUAAACAUGACUUUCGAAUCUCACGAAUCAAAUAGUAGCUUUGAAAUUGGUACCACAACUGUAACCUAUAUAUUUGAAGAUUCCAGUUUAAACAAUGUGUCGUGUACAUUCAAUGUCAUUGUCAUUGAUAAUGAGGACCCACUUGCGUAUUGUCCAACUGAUAUAACACAGACCACAUAUGAUGGUAUGGACAGUGCAGUGGUAACGUGGACAGCCCCAAUAGCAACUGAUAACUCAGGCAUAGUAAACAUGACUUUAGAAUCUCACGAAUCAAAUAGCAGCUUUGAAAUUGGUACCACAACUGUAACCUAUAUAUUUGAAGAUUCCAGUUUAAACAAUGUGUCGUGUACAUUCAAUGUCAUUGUCAUUGAUACUGAGGACCCAGUUGCGUAUUGUCUAGCUGAUAUAACACAGACCACAAAUGAUGGUAUGGACAGUGCAGUGGUGACGUGGACAGCUCCAACAGCAACUGAUAACUCAGGCAUAGUAAACAUGACUUUCGAAUCUCACGAAUCAAAUAGUAGCUUUGAAAUUGGUACCACAACU
This is a messenger RNA of Saccoglossus kowalevskii, 2525 nucleotides long. Its product is annotated as hyalin-like. NCBI's taxonomy places the organism in Eukaryota, Metazoa, Hemichordata, Enteropneusta, Harrimaniidae. The record is from RefSeq and is a predicted model, not a curated record.